Messenger RNA from Colletotrichum scovillei, 2586 nucleotides. RefSeq names its product AMP-binding enzyme. Gene Ontology annotation, molecular function: long-chain fatty acid-CoA ligase activity. The record is from RefSeq and is a predicted model, not a curated record. Gene Ontology annotation, biological process: long-chain fatty acid metabolic process. Bases 412 to 2529 code for a protein of 705 amino acids. Lineage: Eukaryota; Fungi; Ascomycota; Sordariomycetes; Glomerellales; Glomerellaceae. The transcript is spliced from 3 exons. Gene Ontology annotation, cellular component: membrane; endoplasmic reticulum.
CGACAACCGAAUCCCCCGUACGGAGUAGCUUCGACGCGCACUUGGCUCGACUCGAUCUUCCGUUGUAGACAAAACUUUGAAUAGCCUAGACAAGCUCCCCCCCCCCCUCGUUUGUCCCGAAAUCCUUCUCGGACGGAUUACUUCUGUUUAUUCCAACUAUUUUUUUUUUCUCCUUUCAAAACCUUUCCGUCCCGACACCUUUCAACGAGCUUCACAUCUUUCCCUCCCGCACAUCGCCUCCAUCUCACCAGGCUCCCAGCAUCUAGUCUUACUCCUUUGCGCCAUAUCCUGCUGCACUGUCGGGCCCCCAACGAAUUAGCAGCGAGAUCGAGGUAGAUCGUUCGUCAGCAACGUAACCAACAGUCGUCGGCUGCAAGCACUCUCCCACAGAUUCCCGCUGUCGCUGCGAACAUGGCUCCCACAAAAGACACCGCCGCAUACAUACAGGAGCUGGCCAACCCGCCGCCUCCCGGCUCGCCCUAUGGAGUCCCGAUUCCAGGCUCCGAGAAGGAAGGCCGCAGUGCCAUCUACCGCCAUUGGCGCUUCCGCGACGGCCCUCUGCUGUCCACCUUUGAUCCCGCUGUCCAGACCGUUCACGACUUGUUUGAGGAGUCCUCCAAGAAGCGUCCCAACGCCAAGUGCUUGGGUCACCGAGCAUGGAACCCCGCGACCAAGGACUGGGAGAACAAAUACACCUGGGCUACCUAUGCCCAGGUGGCCGAGCGUCGCAAGAACUUCGGCGCCGGUCUGAUUGAGAUUCACCAGAAGAUUGGCAUCACCAGCGACAACUACGGUGUCGGUUUGUGGUCGCAAAACCGCCCCGAGUGGCACAUUGCCGAUCUCGGUGCUGCAUCCCAAUCUCUCUUCACCGUCUCUCUCUACGAGACCCUCGGCCCCGACACGACCGAAUACAUUAUCAACCACGCCAACUUGGCUUGCGUAGCUACCUCGUUGCCGCACAUCCCCGUCUUGCUGAAGCUUGCCCCGCGCCUCCCAUCACUCAAGCUCAUUGUUUGCCUUGACUCCCUGGAUGAUGGCGAGCAGGCUGGCUACUCCAAGCUGUCCGUUCUGAACGGCAUUGCUGCUCAGAAUGGCAUCCAGAUUUACUCCAUGGCUGGCGUCGAGGAGCUCGGCCUCAAGUCCGGUCGUCCCAUGCGCCCCCCACGCUCGACUGACUACGUCACCAUCAACUACACCUCUGGAACUACCGGUAUGCCCAAGGGUGUUGUCCUGACCCACGGCAACGCCGUUGCAGGCCUCACAGCCGCGAGAUCCGCCGGCACCGUUACCUACAAGGACGUGCACAUCUCUUACCUUCCCCUCGCUCACAUCUACGGAAGAAUGGUUGACCAGACCGCUCUGGCCGAAGGCGCUUGCAUCGGUUUCUUCCGCGGCGAUAUCGUUGGGUUGGUAGACGACAUGAAGAUUCUCGAGCCCACAGGGUUUAUGUCUGUUCCCCGCCUGUACAACCGCUUCAACUCGGCCAUCCGAACUGCCACCAUCGACGCAGACGGUGUCAAGGGAUCCCUGUCUCGCCAGGUUGUCAGCACCAAGAAGGCCAACAUGAAGCAGCCCGUUGGCAAGGCGAGCAACUCUCACUUCUUGUACGACAGAAUCUGGACCCCCAAGGUUCGUGCUGCUGUCGGCCUCAAGAAGGCGCACAGCAUGGUCAGCGGUAGCGCUCAGUUGGACCCUGACGUUCACGAGUUCUUGCGCGCGGCUUUCGGCAACCACUUUGUGCAGGGAUACGGCCUGACGGAGACGUACGCCGUCUCGACUGUUCAGCUGAAGGGUGACUUCACCCUCGGCAACAUCGGACCGCCAGCCUCUUGCAAUGAGAUCUGCUUGGAGUCGGUUCCCGACUUUGACUACUUCGUCACAGACAAGCCUUACCCCCGUGGUGAGAUUCUCCUUCGUGGUCCCAGCAUCUUCAAGGAGUACUACAAGAAUGAGGAGGAGACGAGCAAGGCCCUCGAUGCAGACGGUUGGUUCCACACCGGAGAUAUUGCCGAGGUCGACAACAUGGGUCGCUUCAAGAUCGUCGAUCGCAAGAAGAACGUUCUCAAGCUGUCGCAAGGAGAGUACAUCUCGCCUGAGCGUAUCGAAAACGUCUACUUGGGUAGCUGCAGUCUGCUGGCCAUGGCAUACGUCCACGGUGACCCGUCUCAGUCGUCGCUCGUUGCUGUCUUUGGUGUCGACCCCGAGAACUUUGCACCCUUUGCUAGCAAGAUCCUGAAGAAGACCAUCGACAAGACCGAUCUUGCAGCUAUCAAGGCAGCUGGCGCCGACAACAAGGUCAGGAAGGCCCUGCUUGCAGAGCUUGACCGGAUUGGCAAAAAGCACAAGUUCAACAGCUACGAGCGUGUGCGCAGCGUUUACCUCACCAUCGACCCCUUCAGCAUCGAGAACGAGCUGUUGACACCUACUCUUAAGCUCAAGAGACCGCAAACCGCAAAGGCGUUCAGGACGCAGAUCGACCAGAUGUACGAGGAGGUCAACGCGGAGCCGGCCGCCAAGGCCAAGCUUUAGAAGGUUUUUUUAUUUAGAGGAUUGGCGUUGGAUGAUGUCGUGUCACAUACAGGCGGG